AUGGCAGACAAACAUUCAGCCGGCAUGGUAAAAUCAACUUUUGCUGGUGGGAUGUAUGGUGUCCCCCACUGUACAUGCCAUCAAGCCUCCAUAACCCAUCCCAAGAGUUGUGAUGACAUCUUCCGAGUGCACAUGGUUGAUGGUCUACAGGACCUUCAAUCUCGACCUCUUUCGAAACAGCCACCACGCACUUCAAGGGUUCUUAUCAGAACUUGUCCACCACCACCUGGUCGAUCCACUCGGUCGAGCUGUCCUCCAGACGCAGGAGAGAACCCCGGGAUCUGGUCUUCGAGGGUCUUCGGUCUUGGCAGACUGGCCGUCGACUCCAUCUGGAUCAUGUGA
Messenger RNA from Puccinia graminis f. sp. tritici CRL 75-36-700-3, 342 nucleotides. RefSeq lists its product as uncharacterized. The coding region runs from base 1 to 342 and encodes 113 amino acids. Lineage: Eukaryota; Fungi; Basidiomycota; Pucciniomycetes; Pucciniales; Pucciniaceae. The record is from RefSeq and is a predicted model, not a curated record. The transcript is spliced from 2 exons.